CAAUCGCGAGGCUGGAUGGCUGCCCAAGAUGGCGGCGCGCUGGGAGCGUAACAUCUGCGUUUCUAGGAGCUUCGCGCUGCAUAUGGUUUGAGACUAGGGGUUAGAGGCCCGCUCCAGAUUGGUGGUUUGGCUGGAACGUGGCCCGCAGAGAUGGCUCUGAGUAAAUCAAUGCAUGCAAGAAAUAGAUACAAGGACAAACCUCCUGACUUUGCAUAUCUGGCAUCCAAAUAUCCAGAUUUUAAGCAACAUAUUCAUAUAAAUCUGAAUGGAAGAGUGAGUCUUAAUUUUAAAGAUCCCGAAGCAGUCAGAGCUCUGACUUGUACUCUCCUAAGGGAAGAUUUUGGACUUUCUAUUGAUAUUCCAUUGGAGAGACUAAUUCCCACAGUUCCCUUGAGACUCAACUAUAUUCAUUGGGUAGAAGAUCUGAUUGGUCAUCAUGACUCUGACAAAAGUACUCUCCGAAGAGGAAUUGACAUAGGUACUGGAGCAUCCUGCAUCUAUCCUUUACUUGGAAGUACCUUAAAUGGCUGGUAUUUUCUUGCAACAGAAGUAGAUGAUAUGUGCUUCAACUAUGCAAAGAAAAAUGUGGAACAGAAUAACUUAUCUGAUCUUAUAAAAGUUGUAAAAGUACCACAGAAGACACUUCUGAUGGAUGCUCUUAAAGAAGAAUCAGAGAUAAUCUAUGACUUUUGCAUGUGCAAUCCUCCCUUUUUUGCCAAUCAGUUGGAAGCCAAGGGAGUAAACUCUCGAAAUUCUCGAAGACCUCCACCUAGUUCGGUAAAUACAGGAGGGAUCACAGAGAUCAUGGCAGAAGGAGGCGAGUUAGAGUUUGUUAAAAGGAUCAUCCAUGACAGUUUACAACUUAAAAAAAGAUUGCGGUGGUAUAGCUGUAUGCUGGGAAAGAAAUGCAGCCUUGCGCCUCUGAAGGAAGAACUUCGGGUACAAGGGGUUCCUAAAGUCACCUACACUGAAUUCUGUCAAGGUCGGACAAUGAGAUGGGCCUUAGCUUGGAGUUUUUAUGAUGACGUAACAGUUCCAUCACCACCAAGUAAGCGAAGAAAAUUAGAGAAGCCAAGGAAACCCAUCACAUUUGUAGUGUUGGAGUCUGUGAUGAAAGAAUUAUCCCUCAAAGCAUCAUCUUUGGGCUCGGGGACAGUGGAAGAAGGCAUAGUAGUUGUGACGACAUGGAUUGAAAAAAUUCUCACUGAUCUUAAGGUCCAGCAUAAACGAGUUCCUUGUGGAAAGGGGGAAGUUAGCCUUUUCCUAACAGCCAUAGAAAACUCCUGGAUUCAUUUAAGGAGAAAGAAAAGAGAACGAGUGAGACAAUUGAGAGAAGUUCCUCGAGCUCCUGAGGAUGUCAUCCAAGCCUUGGAAGAGAAAAAGUUCACCCCCGAAGAGUCUGGCAGUAGCCAAGAUUUGGCCCAGGGCCCCCCGGAGAGCGGGCCUGCUCUACAGGAAGGCGAGUCAGCCACUGUUGAGGGCCAUGGCCCAAUCCAGGAUUCGCUUUUCCAGGAAGGAAACCCAGGACCCAUGGAGGAUGAAAGGAGUGAGGAAAAGGGAGACAUGGAGGUCUUGGAAAGUUGUAAAGGCUCUAGCAAUGGAGCCCAGGACCGAGAGGCUUCUGAGCAGCUCAUCAACCCAGUGUCUGAAAAAGAGCACCCUCUCCAAGGAGUGGCUGGACAUUACCUUUUCAAGUGUUUGAUAAACAUUAAGAAGGAGGUAGAUGAUGCCCUAGUUGAAAUGCACUGGGUGGAGGGUCAGAACAGGGAUUUGAUGAACCAGCUUUGUACCUAUAUACGUAACCAGAUUUUCAGGCUUGUUGCCAGUUAACUCCAAACUUCUUGCACAGUUGGAAAAGUUCUAUGAAGCAGCUUGGAGUGGCCUGUGGGGUGGCAAAAGGAAUUCUGCCAUGGGUCUAUUGGUAGCAUUAUGUGGAAUUACCUUUAAAAACAAAAACAAAUUAAUUCAUUUUUAGACCUCCCCCCAAUCCCCCUUUUUUAAGUUACAGGGCAUUGUAGUAUGGUAGUUCAGGAGGAAGAAUUGUGAUUAUCAGCAUCAACAAAAAGCCAUCAGAACAUUCAUAAUGGACUUAAACCUGAAUUAAACUGAUUACCUUAGCUUUAGACUGCUUCUCUGAGGCUAAAAGGAUUAUUUUUGGAACCUGGUCUGGGUCAGAACUGUACAGAGCAUCCUGCUUUCUCAUCCUCCAAAUGGAGGCAGUACACCUGGACAGAUCGGCUCUGUGCCCUCUUCUAGUGUCACCUUGAAGACUGAAGACUUUCUCUGGGUACAUAUGAUUGACUGCCCCUGAGUCAGUCCUAGGAAAAGAACUGGCCCGAUGGUAGAUGGUGGGAGAGUCAGGGAGAGGAAGCUUAGUAAUACCAGAAGAGGGGCUGAUCUGGGGAGUGCCUGGAAACGUCACAUUCCUGACUCAUGUCCAUUUUGAUGUUGCUUAUUCCAGAAACAAUUAGGUAAGCAAAACCCGCAGAUAUGAGUGACUGAGACACAACAGAAUGAAGCCAUACCCUUACCUCCAACCUGUUGAAAGUACUGUUUGUAGUAGUUUUACUAGUAUAUGACAUUUGAAAUGGAGCUUUGUUUUGUUUUUAAUAUAAGAGUAAUUCUGAAUUGAAAACUGUCCAUUCUGUUUGAAUCCUGGGGUUGGGGAAAUAUACUCUUGAGUUUGAAUGGGUGAAUGAUGAUAAAAAUAAGAAAUAGAGCAAGAUAGUUAUAUUGCUUAAAUUCUCAUCUAUUGGCAGAUCAGUUGUAGCUGAUCAGUUACUACUUUGGUGUUGGUUCCUUAGUAAUCCCCUCUGUACUUACCUACCUGUUAGCAUAGGAGAAUUCUGAGGCCAGGAUAACCAUGUUCUUAAAACAUGUUUCUAAUUGGAAUGUCAGGGUUCAGCGGGAAUGCCUCUGGGAAAGGAGUCUCAUUUUUUGUUCUCUUGGUGUUUUGGUUACUCUUUGCUGAGCUUCACUUCAGCAGCCUGGUAUUCUAUUUAUACUGAAUUUUUUUGAGUAUGAUGCCAGACAGAGUCCCUUGUUACCUACAAAGAAGACCGGAGCAGAAUAGUUAAAGCCACACUUUAGAAAGGUGGCUAUUGGUCAGGGCAGAAUACUGAUGACCUUGGCAUAUUUUGGCAGUAGCUAGGCCAGGCCCUCGGCAAAGAUACAGGAAAUGAAAAUAGGAUUAUGUUAUACCUCCCUGUAGCGAUGGAAACAGCUGCAGAAGAUAACAUAGUAACCCAUCAGUGUUCUUAACCUGGUCUGUGAGCCUCAAGAGAAUCCAUAAACCUCCUGGGUUGUUUUUAUUUUAUUAAAGAAAAUUUUUAAUAUAAUUUUAUUGAUGUCGGAGAGGAAGGGAAUCGAACUAUGACCUCCUCAUUCAUAGGUCGACACUCAAUCACAGCCAUGCCGGCCGAGCCUGGGUUGUUUUUAAAAGCUCUGUGAGCAUAUGUGUUUUGUUUCAUUUUGUUCCUGGAGAGAAGGGUUCCUGACAGAGCAGUCAGUAACCCACUCAGGAUUAGGAACCACGGUUCUAGUCCAACCUCUCAUUUGACAGGUUGAGGAGACCAGUCUUGGCCUAGGGUCACACAGAACCAAGGUUUAAUGCAUAGCCUUGGAUUCCUCUGGUUCAAUAAUCUCCUGUGCUCACCCACACCAGCCUGCUGUAUUGACCUCUGUCGACACAUUUGAAUCAUAUGCCAGACCCAAACCUAGGUAAAUUUCUGUCUUGAUAGAAUUUUAGGGUAAUUGAGUUAGGUGGCAACUAGUGGCCAAUAAGUAUUUAUUUUUUGCUUGUUUGUGUCAUUAAAAAAAGAAUCUAGCAUGUGCUCAUUAAAGAUUUGGAAAAGUGAAAGAAAACGGCAACAAAGUCACUCCCAGUCUCAGCCUUCUCAGACACAACCACUAAUGGUGUUUUAGUAUUUCCUUCUAGUCUCUCUUUCUGUAGAUGGGGUGUGUGAUUAGGUUUAACUUUGGUUGUACUCAUGCUGUGUAUUUAGUUUUAUAUUAUGCUUUUUUCAUUUUAUACCUUAUAAGUAUUUUUCCAUGUUAUAACAGUAGUGCAUUUAUUUAUACUCCUUGCCUGAUCAAAAUAUAUUUCAGGCACAGUAUUAGCCUUUGUUUAGAUCUAGUACUUAGAGAUUCCCAGAGAAUAAGCUAUGUAACUGGAGGCACCAAAGAUGUGUGCAAGUUUCAUUGUCCCAGGUUUAAGGCUUUGUGUCAUGGAGGAGGUUUUAUAGGUGUUGUCAAUGCACUUAGAGUUUAAAAGAUACGUGACAAGGGAAGCUUCCACUGCUAGAGCUGUGAGUGUCUUCUUUGCAUUUGGAUAUCUAAUGAGAACAUUGAAAACAUUUUUUUAAAUAUAUUUCUAUUGAUUUCAGAGAGGAAGGGAGAGGGAGAGAGAGAUAGAAAC
Molecule: messenger RNA, 4417 nt
Organism: Myotis davidii
Lineage: Eukaryota; Metazoa; Chordata; Mammalia; Chiroptera; Vespertilionidae
Gene: METTL16
Product: methyltransferase like 16
Exons: 10
Coding region: 151-1830 (559 amino acids)
Biological process (GO): rRNA base methylation
Cellular component (GO): nucleus
Molecular function (GO): 23S rRNA (adenine(1618)-N(6))-methyltransferase activity
Source: RefSeq, a predicted model, not a curated record